GUUGUAUAAGCAGACGAUGUGUGGAUGUGGUGUGAUUAGUGAUGUCAUUUGUUUUGAUAUUGUCAGGUGUAUACAAAUUCUAUCAUAAAAGACAGACAGAAAUUGGAACGUAGCUAUUUCCAGAAACUUUGUUCCAAAUGUUACCAAUUUUUCUGUAAACUUUUACCACCUGUCUACUGUAUCACAUGUUUCUGCAAUAUUAAUUUUUCUUUGUACAAAGUGCUGUAAUGGCUAAUGUUCUCAAGAUUAUUAGUGUAACAAAUAUAAAUGGCCUGCCAAUGCACCUGGGAGUUAUAACAGUUCAGAAGCCCGUUUUGCAUUGUCCAACAUAUUCUGUAUUGAAGACUGUCAACCGUAACUUCAAAAAUUCUGGAGACAAAGAGGAUUACUCGAAAUAUUUCACAAUUUUAGAAAUAUCAAGCCACUGUGAUCAAGAACAGGUACGUCAAGCCUUCCUGACUAUGGUGAAGAGAUUUCAUCCUGAUAGUGGUUCUCCAGAAGCAAAUGCAGACAAAUUUCAUCUGAUUGAGGAAGCAUACCGUAAACUGCAGAAUAAGUUUGCGAGUGAUCGAUGGAGAGCAAAUGAAGGAGCCGGUGAAUACGGGCUGUAUUACCAAGAAAAAACAGAAAUAGAGGAGUUUGACAUCAAGCAUACAGCACCGCAACACAGACAGUAUUUAUCUUAUGGAGGCUAUGGCAUGGGAACACCGCAGCAAAGAGAGAAACAGUUUCAGAAGUACCGAGCACAGAAAGCUAUUGAAAACGUUCACAAUCACAGAAUUUCUAAUAUAUCUCAAGGGAAAGAAGAGGGUCUUAUUCAUAAAGAUAAACGUGAAGCUCAAAAGAUUAAGCUGAGAUCUGAAAUGGACAGACUUGUGGAAGAUUUAAUCCAAGAAUCAAUGUCACGAGGUGAAUUUGAUAACUUGGCUGGAACAGGGAAGCCCCUGAAGCACCAAGCGAGCAAUCCAUAUGUUGAUUUUGUUACUCAUAAAAUGAAUCAGGUACUCAUCGACAAUGGUUUCACUCCUGAAUGGAUAACGCUGCAGAAAGAAAUUUCAGAAGAUACAAAACAUCUUCGUGAAAGUCUUGCGAGGUACAGAACUGAACUUGGACAUUUACCGCUGGACAAUGAUGAUAAUAAUAAUUGGAAUGAAGUUUUGGUUAAACAUGAAGACAUGGUUAAAAAGCUCAAUGCAAAGAUAGAUAAAUAUAAUCUUCUUGUUCCACUCCUGGAGAAACAGAAAUUGCACAUUUUAUUAAAGCGAGAAUCAGAAAAUAUUCUAAAAAGUGGAAAGACCCGGUAUGAUGUUAGAAAUCAGAUGCACGUUCCAAGAAUUAAGGUUGGAGAAGACCACCGAUCUGACUUUCUUAGUAUCUUUGGUUCCUUCUACCUGUGGUAGAUUGACAUGUGUGCAUGCAGGUGCAGACUGUUACUAGUAUAUAAUAUUAGUUGGACUGCCUCACAUGUAAUGUUAAAUAAAACUGAGACAGUAAAAUGUGUAAAUACAAACAGCACUGCUGAUAACAGAGCCUACUAUUUCAAUAAAGAGCUCCAUAGUUUUAGCUGCUGUUUAUUUUAGUAAUUUAGGCAACAUACUGUAGUUGUUAUUAUGGCCUGGAAUUAUCAAGUUGGACAUGUAACACAAGAUGACUUCCAUUCUGGUCAAAAUUCAAAUAAACUUGAUAAUUAAAAAAAAAAAUCUAGCCUCCAUAUUUCAAGUUGUCAUCAACAGAGGGCAUGGCAAAUGUAAUGCCUGGUCGCUGCCUCGAGGAUCCUACAUCUUAUGUUUAAGCAA
Molecule: messenger RNA, 1796 nt
Organism: Cryptotermes secundus
Lineage: Eukaryota; Metazoa; Arthropoda; Insecta; Blattodea; Kalotermitidae
Product: dnaJ homolog subfamily C member 28
Exons: 6
Coding region: 228-1400 (390 amino acids)
Source: RefSeq, a predicted model, not a curated record